AUGUCGGCCAGGCCGGCAAAGAAGCCAGCUGCCAAGGCUCCGGCAAAGAAACCGGCAGCAGAUGCUGGAGUGGAGCUGCCCGAAGGCGAGCAGCUGCCCAAAAGCGAGCUCACAUGUGAGCUGCCAGAGGGCUGGCAAGCGCCGGUCUUCACUCGGCCGCUGAACGUGGCGGUGCCCUGCACGGGCAUCGAUGGCUGCGGCCACGCUUUGCAAGUCCUCGGCAUCACGGAUGCACGCUUCUCCAUGGUGCAUGAUGUCGAGGGCAGGUACGAGCGCUAUCUGCAGGACCACCUCCCUGCAGAUACGCUUGUCCAUGCGGGCAAGGCAGGAGACAUCACUGCCCUUGCCCGCUCCAUGGACAAGGUCCAGCGGCCCGUGGACGUGCUGGUGAGCGGGCCACCCUGCCCGCCGUGGAGUCUGCAAGGCAAGCGACAGUCCACGCUGGACGCAAGGAGCUGGGUCCUCAUUGCCGUGAUCAAGCUCGCGGUGAUGUUGAUCAUGGUGGGCGAGCUCUCCGCCAUGGUGAUCGAGAAUGUCGUGGGCAUCUCGCAGAAGCUGCCUGGGCAGCAUGAGCCUUUCAUGCAGGCGCGGAAGGAUGUGCUCCUGCGUGCGGAGGUUGCCCAGUUCAGUUGGGGCUUUCACUGCCUCAGCGCGGUGGACUAUGGCUUGCCACAGCAGAGGACGAGAGUCUUUCUCGUCGGCAUCCGCUCAGGCUACGGCGGCGUGCCACAGCCGCUGGGGCCUUUCGGCCGGAGAACUCUUCGGGAGUUCUUGGCACCCGGGCUGCCCCCCGUGGACGUCUCCAAGCUGACGGCCAGCUUGAAGAAGAAUCUGGCCGAUGCUUGGCGGGCGCUGCGGAAGCUGGCCGCUGAGGGCAGCACCGCUUCUGUGGUGUGUUGGCCGCUUGACCGGUCGGAGGGCAUGACGUACCCUCGGAAGUUUUUCUUUGAUGUGGCGCCGACCCUGACGACGGCCAACACCCGCCUCUUCGUCGCCUCCAUGGACGACCUGCACAUGGGGCCGCAGCAGCGUGCCUUCUGGCGCUUCUUGCGGUGCGAGGAGCGGAUGGCUCUGCAAGGCUUCCCGCCGAACACCCUGCAGGGUGAGAGCGACGCUCUGAGGACGAAGGCGUCCGGAAACGCCUACCCGGUUCCUCUCAUGAUGGCCGUUUUGGGGCCGCUCCUGAGAGCCAUGUCGGAGAAGCAGGAGUUGUUGCACGACGGCCCGUGCAGGCCCUGGCAGGAGGCGCAGAUCAGCAAGGCGGUGGCUGCGAGCGAUGGACAGUCGUCGGCCGCCGAGCAGUCGGCAACUGUGAAGAAGAGGCCUGCAUCGGCCGUGGCUGCUGGGCCAGUGAAGAAGAAGCCGGCUAAGCGAGCCCUCGAAAAGAGCGGCAUUGGGAAGAAUGAGGAUAAUCUUCGAAAGAUGGUGGAUGGUGUAAUCAGAGAUUUGCUGUCCGCUCCGGACAUGUGCUUUGCGCAAGCCAGCAAACUGCUGGCGCAGAUCACGCAGAGCGGCUUGCGCCAAAACCUGAAGGAACUUCUGGUGGAGGCGCUGCAAAGCAAAGUUUCGGCCGACGCUGCCGGCGAGGCUGCUGAGGAAGUUGCAGCCAAGGCCGAGAAGAACACGAAGAAGCUCCAGAAGUGCAGGCAUCUGGAGAAUUACCUGCUUGAGACGGAGUGGGAGCAGCUUCGUAACCCGAAGCGGUCUUGGGAUGACAAGCUUCGGCUCCUUGCCCGCCGAUACGUGAGCAUCGGCCUGACGUGUCCUUCGGAAAGAACGAGCAAGUAUGCUCUUGUGGUGCUGUUUGUCGCAAACUACAAUGGUGAUGGGGGUAUCAACACCCUCAGCAUCAAUGCGCAGCAGGCCUACAGCUGCUUGCAAGACUUCAAGACGAUGGUGAAAGCUUUUGCAAAGCAAGGCGAGUACUCCAAGCUCCUGCUCUACCCCGCCAGCCCAGCUGACUUGCCACGGGAGCUUUACUUGAAGGCCUACGGGACCGAAACCCCGUCUGCCAGUCCGCUGGCAGACUCAGACCUGGUCCUUGUGGACUCCGCCCUGCCAGCCCGGAAGACGCACAGCAGCGUGGAUCGGGCCAAGACCCCUUUGCGACUCACAGGCCGGGACACGCACCUGCAGGAGGCUAUGUCCCAGCUGUUUCUGCAGUUGUUUGAAGGCAGAUGCAAUGGAGGCUUCUCUGCAGGCUGCAGCGGAGCAGCACUCAAGAUGCUGCAAGGCGCCCGGAACGGUGGUGAAGACAGCCAGGGCGGCAGCGAGACUGCAAGCCCCGACCAGAAGCGCAGCAAGCAAGCUGUGCAGCAGGCGGAGGAGGAGGAAAGCAAGGAGGAAGCCGCCGAGCCGCUUGCUCUGGAGCCGCCCGAAGCGGAAGAAGCCGUGGAUGACAUAACUUUGAAAAUCGCUGAGCAGCUGCAGCAAGGAAAGGACGAGAAGGCCGCAGCCAGGGCGGAAAAGCCUCAGGCGAAAGCCAAAGCAAAAGCCAAGGCAAAAGCCAAGGCAAAAGCCAAAGCAGAAGCCAAAGCCAAAGCUGUUGGAAAAGUAUUGGACUUUCCAGGCACGGAGGCAAGAGAUGCCAUCAGUGUGGGCAACUUUAGGAUCUACACGGCGGUGAAUUCCCAAGCCUACCGAGUGAGGCCGCUGGGAGAAAAGAAAGACAAGGCUUUCAGCUGGAAAGCGACAACUGCCGAGGAGGCUUGGAACCGCGUUGUGUCCUACUUGAAGGAGCAGAAAGCGUGCUUCUUCUCGGAUAUCCCGCCCAGUCACGUGUUCGUUCCGAAGCACAAGGACAAGGAUGACUCUUCCGAAACCCCGGCGGAGCUUGUGAUCUGUGAUCGCAACUGGAAGGGGGCCAGAGAAAAUCCUAAAAUCCUUUCGGAAUUGAUUGCUAAGGAGAUUUCAGAGGGUUUUCUUGAAGAGCUUGAUCUUGCUUCAGCUCAGCAGCGUUGGGAGAACAUCGCAGUUGCCAAGCUCAACGUGGUUUUGGCGGACAAUCGCAAGCCGCGCUUAAUCAUGGAUGGGACGGUUUCUGGAGUCAACUCCUCUUGCUUCUUGAAUGAGCGAUACUGUCUGCCCUCGCUUAAAGACGUACGCUCUGCAUUCCCACUUCGCAUGAACAACGAGGACUUGUCAGCUUUCAGCUUGGACAUUCGCGCGGCUCACAAAACGAUCCGCAUUCGGGAGAAGGACCGUGGAUUGGCGGGGAUCAAGCUUGAGGACGGUCGACACCUGUGGUACCGAGUUUGCCCAUUCGGCACAGGUUUCAGUGCUCUGUGGUGGGCACGAUUGUCUGCUUUCAUGAUCCGAACCUUUCAUCUCUUGAUCUGGUUGUGUCACGCUUUAGGCAUCUUUGUCGACGACCUAUUGCUGUGGCAAGGUAACAAAGCAAUCGAGAUUUCAGGCUGCCUCAUCCUCAGCUUUUGCCAAGCUUACAAUGUGCCGCUAUCGUGGCACAAACUGCAGUGCGGGUACAGAGUGAAGUGGAUAGGAUGGCUAUUCAACUUCAGAUCAGGGACUUUCCGUCUGCCAACCGACAAGAUUGAGAAGAUUCUUCGUUCAGUGCGGGUUGUUCUGCGGCCAGGCAACGUGGAUCGCUGCGAUCUUGAAAAAACGGUGGGUUUGCUUCAGUGGGUGAGCCAGAUUUCUCCUGAACUCCGCCCCCGGAUGGCAUUCUUGUAUUCGGAUCUGCGUAGACCGGUGGCAACAAACCAUCAUGUGGAUUGGCACUUGCUGCAUGAGUACUUGGAUGAUAACCUGCGGUUCACCAGUCAACCUCCAGGCACAGCUAUUCCACGAGGUGCUCGUCUUUUGUCUGCCAGGCACAUUGAGCUGCACUCCAAGCAGGACUUGAACAAAGGUUCUUCUAUCGGGAUAGGUGGUUUUCUUCGUGUUGAGGGCUCACCCGUCUUGUGGUUCAGCGAGCGAUUUGAGAAGUCGGAUUUCGAUGACUUGAACAUCCCUCUCGACAACAACACUCAGAAUAUUGGAUGCUGGGAGCUCCUGGCUCAAAUUGCUCUGGCACUUCUUUUCGCAGAGACUUGCCCGGGCGGACGAUGCAGGCUUCAGCUGCGUACUUUCUGCGACAAUGCCUCUGCACAGGCAUCGGCAAAUCGUUUGAUGACUACGUCAUCCCCGCUCUGCUUUUUCGCUCAGCAACUGGCUUUUGUCGCUUUUAGACACGGGAUUACCCUGGACGUGCACCACAUUUCGGGCUUCCGCAACGAGGAGGCAGAUUACCUGUCCCGCUGGAACGGCACGGACCCUCUGUUGCCCGAGUUCGCUGAAACCUUUCGCUAUCGCUACCCAGUCAAGCGCAUGUGGCAGUCUGACCAUGAUGUGCGGGUUUUCCCUGCGGGAACGCGUCUCCUGUGGAGUCCUCCUUGA
This is a messenger RNA of Symbiodinium sp. CCMP2592, 4395 nucleotides long. The record is from the annotation of a GenBank genome assembly. NCBI's taxonomy places the organism in Eukaryota, Dinophyceae, Suessiales, Symbiodiniaceae.